GUCAUCUUCAGCUAACCUAGGUUAGGUACUAUACAGUAGUAGUAUGUAGCUUAAGCCUGGUUGGCUAAGACGGGUUAUAGACGGGUUGUAGGUACCUGCGCAAGGUAUUCCAAUAACAAAUUCCCCUCCCCUCCUACCCUUUUUUUCUCCUGGGCAUCACUUUCUUACUUACCCCUCCAUCAUCAUAUCCACUUUCAAACCCACUUUUCCUAACGAACUCCAUCAUAGAAAAGUAACCUCCCUCCCGCGACCGCCCGUAAUCUACAAUUAAUUCUUUAUAUUCCCGCUCUCCAUCUGUGUUUUUAGCAAAUAACCUCAUUUCUCUACCAUUGAGUUACCAAUAUCGCUACAAUCAUGUCUGGUGCCGUCGCUGAUUUGGGCCUCAUUGGCUUGGCCGUCAUGGGUCAGAACUUGAUUCUGAACAUGGCCGACCACGGCUUCACCGUCUGCGCUUACAACCGAACCGUCUCCAAGGUAGAUGCCUUCUUGGCAAACGAGGCCAAGGGCAAGUCUAUCGUCGGUGCUCACUCCAACGAGGAGUUCAUCUCCAAGCUAAAGAAGCCCCGCCGUGUCAUGCUGCUGGUACAGGCUGGCAAGGCUGUCGACGACUGGAUCGAGGCCCUACUCCCCCUCCUAGAGAAUGGUGAUAUCAUCAUUGACGGCGGCAACUCUCAUUUCCCCGACUCGAACCGACGAACUAAAUACCUCUCAACCAAGGGUAUCCGAUUCGUCGGUUCCGGUGUCUCCGGUGGUGAGGAAGGUGCCCGAUAUGGCCCUUCGCUGAUGCCGGGUGGUAACGAGGAGGCGUGGCCCCACAUCAAGGAUAUCUUCCAAAGCAUUGCUGCUAAGAGCGACAACGAGGCAUGCUGUGAAUGGGUUGGUGACGAGGGUGCUGGCCACUACGUCAAGAUGGUGCACAACGGUAUCGAGUAUGGUGAUAUGCAACUGAUUUGCGAGGCCUACGAUAUCAUGAAGCGUGGUCUUGGAUUAAGCAACAAGGAGAUCGGUGAUGUUUUGGCCACGUGGAACAAGGGUGUUCUAGACUCGUUCUUGAUCGAAAUCACCCGCGACAUCAUGUACUUCAACGAUGAAGACGGAACCCCGCUAGUUGAGAAGAUUCUAGACCAGGCCGGUCAGAAGGGUACCGGCAAGUGGACUGCCAUCAACGCUCUGGACCUCGGAAUGCCCGUUACCUUGAUCGCCGAGGCUGUGCUUGCCCGUUGUCUGUCCUCAAUCAAGGCCGAGCGAACCAAGGCUUCGACCAAGCUUCAAUACGUCGGUCGCACAACCAAGUUCGAGGGCAACAAGGAGCAAUUCCUUGAUGACCUUGAGCAGGCCCUGUACGCUUCCAAGAUCAUCUCGUAUGCUCAAGGAUUUAUGCUGAUGCAAGAGGCCGCGAAAGAAUAUAAGUGGAAGCUUAACAAGCCUUCGAUUGCCUUGAUGUGGAGAGGUGGUUGUAUCAUCCGCUCUGUCUUCUUAAAGGACAUUACUGCGGCUUACCGAAACAACCCUGACCUCGAGAACCUGCUAUUCGACGACUUCUUCAACAAGGCCAUCCACAAGGCCCAGCCCGGCUGGAGAGACGUGGUUGCCAAGGCUGCCGUUCUCGGAAUCCCAACCCCUGCUUUCUCUACUGCGCUAUCGUGGUUUGACGGAUACCGCACCAAGGACCUGCCCGCCAACCUUCUCCAGGCCCAGCGUGACUACUUCGGAGCACACACUUUCCAAAUUAAGCCCGAGUUUGCCAACGAAAAGUACCCCGAAGGCAAAUAUAUCCACGUUAACUGGACUGGUCGGGGAGGUAACGUGUCGGCUUCCACAUACCAAGCAUAAAGGAUGGCAUCCAUGUGAGCGAAUAUGAGCGCGCUUACCAAUAGUAAGUUUGGCGUAUAGGCAGAGUCAUUCUUAAUAAAUGGAAAAAGGGAAUGAUUUCAACCGAGCAUGCUAUGACAUGACAUGACAUAGUUAACCUACCAAGUUUAGAAGAAUGAAAAUAAAUAUCUGAAUUAAUGGAAAAUUCCAAUUUCAAUAUUCUUACAAAAA
Molecule: messenger RNA, 2043 nt
Organism: Daldinia vernicosa
Lineage: Eukaryota; Fungi; Ascomycota; Sordariomycetes; Xylariales; Hypoxylaceae
Product: decarboxylating 6-phosphogluconate dehydrogenase
Exons: 5
Coding region: 355-1833 (492 amino acids)
Biological process (GO): pentose-phosphate shunt, oxidative branch; pentose-phosphate shunt
Cellular component (GO): cytosol
Molecular function (GO): phosphogluconate dehydrogenase (decarboxylating) activity; NADP binding
Source: RefSeq, a predicted model, not a curated record